CGCGGGUAAUAAGGAAGUGGUAUAAGAAGCAGGAGGGGUGUGGCCUGGCAGCACCUUUACAUCGACUGCGACUUAAAGCAAACUUGCAGCAUAAUCCCUUUUCACUACGCGCUGGAUUUGGCGAAAGCAGGAAUUGAACGCAGCCUUGCAGGGUGUGAUGGUGUGGCGGUUUCCUUGACGACGCACGGAGAUGUCGGGUGACACCACCACCCUGGCAUGGAAGUUGCCCAGCCCCACCGCCAAGGAGAAUCCUGACAAUAGCUCUGGGCCCCCCCUCGUUGGAGAAGGGGGGUCGCUGAAGAUCCUGAAAGUAUGUUUCAUCAGCAACAGUUCCAACCUGGGCAAGAACUUCAAACUGGUCAAGUGUGACAGUUCGUGGGAGAUCAGGCGCAUCAUCCAGUCCAUCCUGACGAGUGGCCGGCUGGGUCCAAACAUCAAGUAUCCAGGAUGCUACGGGCUGCUGCUGAAGCAUCUGAAGUCGGAUGAGCUUCACUGGCUGCACCCAGACCUGACGGUUGAGGAGGUGGAGCAGAAAUAUGAAAAGCAGCACCUGGAAGCGGAGUGGAGAUACGAUCUACGGAUUCGAUAUAUUCCAGAAAAUUACUUGGAGAAAUUCAAAGAUGACAAAACCACUUUAUUGUAUUUCUAUCAACAGGUUCGAAGUGACUACAUGCAGCAUCAUGCAUCCAAAGUGAGCGAUGGCAUGGCUCUGCAACUGGGGUGUCUGGAAAUAAGGCGGUUUUACAAAGAUAUGAAUGCCAAGGGACUGGAGAAGAAGUCAAAUUUGGAUCUUCUGGAGAAGGAUGUUGGUUUAGAUUUGUUUUUUCCACGUGAGCUAAUUGAUAGCAUGAAGCCCAAGCAGCUGAGGAAGAUGAUCCAGCAGACGUUCCAGCAGUACGCCGCGCUCAAGGAGGAAGACUGCAUGAUGAAGUUCUUUGAGACGUUUGGAGACUUUUCCAGUUUUGAUGACGAGGUGUUUUCCUGUGAGCUGGUGCAAGGCUGGAGUCUGGCAGUGGAGCUUGUCGUCGGACCCAAGGGCAUCCGACAACGUACUCAAAAGUAUAGCGCGCCUAUCUACUUAGCCGCCUUCAAACAGGUCAGAAGUAUGAAAUGUUCUGUGCAGGAGAACAACAAAGGUCUGUUAAACCUGGAUAUAGAAGGAGUAAAGCAGCCGCUGUCCAUCAACACAAACACACUGGCUGUGGCAGAAAACAUGGCUGACCUGAUAGACGGCUACUGCCGCCUGGUGACCGGCUCGGACAUUUCCUUAAUUGUCAGGCAGAAGAAAGACAGGAAAUCAAAACUUGCUCUCCCUGAAAUUCCAAAGAACAGUGAGAGGAAGGAGUCCAGCAGUUCAUUCAGGGCCAGCUUCGGGUCGGACAUUUAUGCCGAAAUACCAGACGAAAAGCCUAAGCCUGUGGUAAAAUACGGACUGACAAGAGAUGCCAUUGUUCUGGGCCGAAUCCUAGGCGAAGGUUUCUUCGGGGAAGUUCACGAGGGACUUUACAAAAAGUCGACAGGGGAGAGGAUCACCGUGGCGAUAAAGACCUGCAAGGACUGCUCCCCCGAUGUCAAAGAAAAGUUUAUGAGCGAGGCUGUGAUCAUGAAGAAGCUGGACCACCCACACAUCGUUAGUCUGAUCGGCAUCAUAGAAGAAGAUCCUGUGUGGAUAGUCAUGGAGCUGUACAAGUACGGAGAGCUGGGAAACUACCUGGUAGAAAACCAUCACACAAUGACCAAUGUCACCUUGGCACUCUACAUCUUGCAGAUAGGCAAAGCUCUUGCCUAUCUGGAGGGGAUCAGCAUGGUUCACAGAGAUAUUGCUGUCAGGAACGUGCUGGUGGCUGCGCACGACUGUGUGAAACUGGGAGACUUUGGGCUCUCCAGGUACCUCGAGGAAGAAGAAUAUUACAAAGCUUCUGUUACACGGCUCCCGAUCAAGUGGAUGGCCCCCGAGUCCAUAAACUUCCGGCGCUUCACCUCGGCGAGUGACGUUUGGAUGUUUGCCGUGUGCAUGUGGGAGAUCAUGAGCCGCGGCCAGCAGCCCUUCUUCUGGCUCGAGAACAAGGAUGUGAUCAACCAUCUGGAGCAGGGGGUCCGCCUGCCGAAACCCGAGGAGUGCCCCCCUACUCUCUACAGCCUCAUGACCCGCUGCUGGACUUACGACCCCAAGGAGAGGCCCACCUUCCAGGAGUUAGUGUGCAAGCUGAGUGAUGUGCACAAGAUGGAGAAAGAGCAGGAGGUGGAGCAGCAGAGGAUGCGCCCCUCCAGGACCUUAGACCCCAGGGUAAAUGACCCUCCUCCCAAGCCCUCGAGGAUGAAGCCCUCCCGCUUUGGAAACACGCUUGGUGUAGCCUGCAAAUCCAGGUAUGCUUUCAUGUGCCUGAUAUCGCCACCUGCAGGUCUUCAUAUGCAGCUGUGUGUGGCACAGAGUCGGCUGUGUGCCACUUCGCGCCCAGCGCUCCCAUGUGUCUGUCUGUCUGCCCCGUCUGUCUGCACGCUUGCCCCACCCGCUCCGCUUCCCCAGCUGCCCGAGUCGCUGUGUGCCAGCUCUCCUGCCAUCGCUAGCCCUUGUGACUACCAGUCGCCCUUCGACUCCAGCCACUUGCUGCCGCUGCCUAAGUCAGCCCCCUCGCCGCUGCAGUGUGGGGGGGAUCUGAUCAUAGAGCCGACCAGCAUGGAGGACGCGCAGCGCAUGUGGGAGAUGGAACGGCAGCGCCUGCAGGAGACCCUGAAGAGGCAGAAGCAGGAGAUGAUGGAGGACAACAAGUGGCUGGAGAAGGAGAAGAAGCUGCUGGACCCCAUGGUGUCAGAUGACCUGCCCUCCCCAGUGACUCCGGAACGGGAAUCGGGAUAUGCUGAAUUCACCGCCCCCCCAGAGAAGCCCCCAAGACUGAGCACGAAGCCGGCCCCCACUGCGGAGAUGGACCGCUCCGACGACCAAGUGUACCACUUCGUUAUGGAGCUGGUGAAGAUGGUGGUGCAGCUGAAGAACGACGUCAACAUGCUACAGCCGUCUGAGUAUGUUGGUGUGGUCAAGUCUGUUGGUCUGACCCUGCGGAGUCUCAUUAACAGUGUGGACCAAGUCCUUCCAACUCUCCACGAUUCCAUCAGGACUGAGAUUGAAGGCACUCAGAAGCUGCUGAGCAAAGACAUGGCGGAGCUGAUCAGCAAGAUGCGUCUGGCCCAGCAGAACGCCGUCACCUCCCUGAAGGAGGAGUGCAAGAAGCAGAUGCUGGCCGCUGCUCACACGCUGGCCAUGGAUGCCAAGAACCUGCUGGACGCAGUGGACCAGGCCCGCGUGCGCGCCAAUGUGGCCAAACCUAAGCCGGAGAGCUCAUAGUGGACAUGGUUCAAGGAGCCAAAGUGUCCAGUGACAGGGACCUGCUGGAUCCCAUUUCCUGCUGGGGACAGGAGCUGAAGGGAAGCAGUCAUCUCCCUCAUAACUAACAUUCUGGUUGUUGUGACAGGUUUUUAAGGUACCGCUGUUUUUAAUAAGGGCUCAGACAUGCAUGUUCUCUCACUCACACACAAACACACACAAACACACGUGCACAAAGUUGCAAAUAAGCCGAAUGGAGCGGAUGUGCACAAUGAAACAGAUUAAACAAACUGACAGUAUUGUGCCAUCUGAGCAAAACCAAAGACUUAAAUGAUUCAUACUUUGGAAAAAUUCUUCCAAUUCUGAGCAGGGUAUUAUGACAUGAAAAAUUAUGAAUUAUUUUAGAAUGAAUAUUUUUUUCAUUAAUUUUAUAUUUAAUGGCUGCAAUAAAAAUAUUUUACUGCAGUUAUAAUCUGUACAUUUUGAUUGUAUGUUUAUGGUAUUAAUUAAAAAGACUGGUGUAAUUAGUC
Messenger RNA from Brienomyrus brachyistius, 3852 nucleotides. Its product is annotated as protein-tyrosine kinase 2-beta-like. Gene Ontology annotation, biological process: signal complex assembly; protein phosphorylation. Lineage: Eukaryota; Metazoa; Chordata; Actinopteri; Osteoglossiformes; Mormyridae. Gene Ontology annotation, molecular function: ATP binding; protein tyrosine kinase activity. Gene Ontology annotation, cellular component: cytoskeleton; focal adhesion. The record is from RefSeq and is a predicted model, not a curated record.